AUGCCGAACGGUCGCCCACCGCCGCCGUCGUCGCUGUGUGAAAAUCCGAUCCAAGCAAGCGCCAGCUCGCUUACUAUUUCGGGAACUAGCAGCAGGUCAACACCACUGAAGCCCGAGUUAGCCACGAGGAGGGUCACGAUAGCAGCUACAGGUUACGAUAGCGUCACAACGUUAUUGACGUAUGAGCCUGGAAAGGGCCCGUCGUCUACCUCUAAACCUGUGCCAAGUGAGCGGGAAUCAGCCAUCAUUACAUUAUCAUCAGGGCCGACAGGAGGAGGAGCAGCAGCAGCAGCAGUAGCAGCAGCCGCUUCCUCGCCCGCGCCUGGUGUCCCCGCCCCCCGUGAGAUGUUCAAGCAAUUCCUGACACGGGCAUUUCAACUUCGGGCGAAUGGCUCUGAUCUUCCCAUGGAUCAGCGCUCUCUGUCGCCCGAGUCUGUCAAAAGGGCACUCGAGGACUCUCAAGGAGAGUUCAUCCAGGUGCAAGUCAAGAUAGAACCGGGCCUGCCCCAACCUCCUCCGGGAGGAGGCCACCGUAGGAAGAGAUCCAGGACGUCGGCCGCCAGUCUCUCCAAGGUCGGCAAGACACGCAACAGCCCCAAUGGACGUCCGACACCCACUCCACGGUUGAAGAGAAGAGGUAGUUCCUCUGAAAGCACCCAGACCCUUGGGUUGUCACCAGCAUCGCCCCGAAACACGAGAUCAAACACCCAACUCGUCAGCAACCUCGUCGGCAAGGGAAUCCGUCCCAGCCAGGCGGAACACGCCAGCUUCUUCACCAUGCCACAGGGACAGGAGUACUUGCCAGAACAUCCCAACAUCGUGGAAGACCCCACCAAGAUCACCGACUUCGACGCCCUCACCUACCCGGUCGAGGUCCCCAGCGGGAAACGGGGCGUGAACAAGCAAUGCGUAAACGCAGAAGCACUUCGCCAACUGGCCGACGAGAUGCGCGGAUAUCCACUGGUCGACUACGACGCACAACUAGACGAGGCCGUCCAAGCACUUACCGACACCGUGGCCUCCAUCAACAAAGCCAAAGAGCUAAGCCUAGAGAAGGCCCAAAAAGACAACCUGAAGAGACUAAGCAUCCAAUUCGUCCGGGACAUCAAAAGAGCGCAAAAAAGUUACUUAAACGGACUCGAUGACGUGGGGUUAUGA
This is a messenger RNA of Aaosphaeria arxii CBS 175.79, 1158 nucleotides long. RefSeq lists its product as uncharacterized. The transcript has a single exon. The record is from RefSeq and is a predicted model, not a curated record. Bases 1 to 1158 code for a protein of 385 amino acids. Lineage: Eukaryota; Fungi; Ascomycota; Dothideomycetes; Pleosporales.